ACGUCAGCUGUGAGCUCAACUGUUGGCACUGUAUCUCAGAGAACUGCGACCAGGACCCGAGGAACGUCUUCUCUGCCGAGAAAAGGACGUGCUACCAGGGGCAGAAAUGUCAGGUCAGUUGCCGUGCUACUAGGGGCAGAAAUGUCAGGUCAGUUGCCGUGCUGCUAGGGAUAGAAAUGUCAGUUGGGACAGAAAUGUCAGGUCAGUUGAUGUGCUACCAGGGGCAGAAAUGUCAGAAAGUGGUGUUCGAGAUGCUCAGCGAACCCAACACCAAGUACACCUCCACAGUCCGCAGCUGCGCCGACGAGUGCAUCCCCCAGGACGACUUCCUCAACAACAACUGCACCGACGACAUCUACACCAGCCGCGGCUGUGUCCAGCGUGUGUGCUGCGACGACAACGACCUGUGCAACACAGCUGAGAACAGCUUUUCGAACUUUCUUACGCUGGUCCUAACGUCUUCAGCAUGCUGGUGGAUUAGCUCAGUUCUCAGAUGAUGAGGUUGGGCCAGUAGCUACUGUAGUGUGGA
This is a messenger RNA of Physella acuta, 529 nucleotides long. RefSeq lists its product as uncharacterized. The record is from RefSeq and is a predicted model, not a curated record. NCBI's taxonomy places the organism in Eukaryota, Metazoa, Mollusca, Gastropoda, Physidae.